Molecule: messenger RNA, 2341 nt
Organism: Salarias fasciatus (jewelled blenny)
Lineage: Eukaryota; Metazoa; Chordata; Actinopteri; Blenniiformes; Blenniidae
Gene: atg16l1
Product: ATG16 autophagy related 16-like 1 (S. cerevisiae)
Exons: 20
Coding region: 347-2161 (604 amino acids)
Biological process (GO): autophagosome assembly
Cellular component (GO): autophagosome membrane; Atg12-Atg5-Atg16 complex; phagophore assembly site membrane
Molecular function (GO): protein binding; protein-membrane adaptor activity
Source: RefSeq, a predicted model, not a curated record
UGUGCGGCAGGAGCCAAAAUGGCGCAGAGGUGCAGCGAGGAGGGGAAGCCUGAAGAAGCCCAGGAACCGUUAACUGGAUGACCAGGAGACCCGAGGACUAGUUAACCAGCUGGCAGCUCAACUAACCAGGACUUUUUUCUGGCGCUGACCGCGUUAACCCGGCGGUAACCGGCACCGCAAAGACCGGAGACUCUUCACCGGAGCCCCUCCACCGUAGCCCAUCUACCGGGGACCCUCCGCCGGAGCCCCUCCACCCGGAGGACCCCUCCACCGGGGACCCUUCCACCCGGGACCCCUCCACCGGGGACCCCUCCACCGGGGACCCGGCCUCAGGACCCAGGUCGAGAUGGCCGAGCGGCGGGUGGAGUGGAAGAGACACAUCUGUGAACAGCUGAAGCUCCGAGACCGGGUCCAGAGACAGAGCUUCGAGGAGAUCGUCCACCAGUAUCACCGCCUCCUGGAGAAGUCCGACCUGCAGGCCGUCCUCUCUGAGAGAUACCAGGCUGAGAAAUAUGAGUCCCAGAGAGGACAUGAGAGCAGUCCUGCCGACGCUGCUCGCUCCGACGCGCUGCAGCAGGAAAUGUCUCAGAUGAAGAUCCGACACCAGGAGGAGCUCACCGAGCUGCACAAGAAGCGAGGAGAGCUGGCUCAGAGUGUCAUUGAACUGAACAACCAGAUCCAACAGAAAGACAAAGAAAUCCAGACCAACGAGGCCAAGAUGCAGGAGUAUCAGCAGCAGAUCGCCAGUCUGGAGGGAGACUGCCGGGAGCUGAGGAGCUACCUGCAGGACCUGGAGCGGGCCAAUCAGACGCUGAAGGACGAGUACGACGCCCUGCAGAUCACCUUCUCCGCCCUGGAGGACAAGCUGAGGAAGACGACGGAGGACAACCAGGAGCUGGUGUCCCGCUGGAUGGCCGAGAAGGCUCAGGAGGCCAACCGGCUCAACGCCGAGAACGAGAAGGACAGCAGGCGCCGACAAGCCAAACUCCAGAAGGAGCUGGCAGAAGCUGCCAAGGAGCCCCUCCCUCUGGAGCAGGAUGAGGACAUCGAGGUUUUGACCGAUGACGGAGGGAAGCCUGGAGGAGGAGAGACGUCCCCCAGCAGGACGCUCAGCAGGACUCCCAGCAAGAAAAUGUCCCAGCAGCCUCCUGGCGGUCUCCUCGACUCCAUCUCCAAUAUUUUUGGCAGGCGUCGAACCGCCAACUCUUUGAGCACGUCGCCGGAAAGUACCGAGAACCCGUCCGGGGUGUGCGCCGAGGUCCGGGUCCCGACCACGGCCCUGCACGUCUUCGAUGCUCAUGACGGCGAGGUGAACGCGGUGCGCUUCAGUCCCGGCUCUCGUCUCCUGGCGACCGGCGGGAUGGACCGGCGGGUCAAGCUGUGGGAGGUCGUGGCCGGACGCUGCGAACCCAAAGGAGCUCUGACUGGCAGCAACGCCGGAAUCACCAGCAUCGACUUCGACAGCGCGGGCUCCUACCUUUUGGCCGCCUCCAAUGACUUUGCCAGUCGUAUUUGGACGGUGGACGACUACAGGCUGAGGCACACGCUGACGGGUCACAGCGGGAAGGUUCUGUCCGCUCGCUUCCUGCUGGACAACGCCCGCAUCGUGUCCGGGAGCUACGACCGCACGCUCAAACUGUGGGACCUGCGCAGCAAAGUGUGUAUGAAGACGGUGUUCGCCGGCUCCAGCUGUAACGACAUCGUCUGCACGGAGCAGUGCGUCAUGAGCGGACACUUCGACAAGAAGGUCCGCUUCUGGGACAUCAGGGCGGAGAGCAUCGUCAGAGAGCUGGAGCUCCUGGGUCGGGUGACGUCUCUGGACCUGAACCACGACCGCACGGAGCUGCUGAGCUGCUCCAGAGACGACCUGCUGAAGAUCAUCGACCUGCGGACCAACGCCGUGCGGCAGACCUUCAGCGCUCAGGGCUUCAAGUGUGGAGCGGACUGGACUCGAGUGACCUUCAGUCCUGAUGGUAGUUAUGUGACCGGGGGGUCGGCAGACGGCGCUCUCUACGUCUGGAACGUCCUGACAGGGAAAGUGGACCGGACUCUGGACCGGAGCCACAGCUCUGCCAUCAACUCGGUGUCCUGGUCUCCUUCGGGGUCGUACGUUGCCAGUGUGGAGAAAGGCAGCCGGGCCGUCCUGUGGUCAGACAUGUGAGGCAGGCAGACGGGGACGCUGUCCUCUGAUGAAGGUGUCCUCCCACUCAAACUGAGGAAGACACGUCUCUAAUGGACACUUGGUUUUUUUUUUCUUUUUUUUUUUUUUACCUGUGAAGUUUCAGUGGCUGUCACUCACCGAAUAAAGUCUGAGCACUUCUGAGUACUGAUUGUAAUCUGA